This is a messenger RNA of Oncorhynchus mykiss (rainbow trout), 1412 nucleotides long. NCBI's taxonomy places the organism in Eukaryota, Metazoa, Chordata, Actinopteri, Salmoniformes, Salmonidae. The record is from RefSeq and is a predicted model, not a curated record.
AGAACAGUAAGGUUUGUGUCUGCUGGAAAUCCACAUAGAACACAAUCACUCGGUGAGCGAUUACACACGUCUGAAAGAACAGUAAGGUUUGUGUCUGCUGGAAAUCCACAUAGAACACAAUCACUCGGUGAGCGAUUACACACGUCUGAGAGAACAGUAAGUGUUGUGUCUGCUGGAAAUCCACAUAGAACACAAUCACUCGGUGAGCGAUUACACACGUCUGAAAACAUGGCGACUUUAGUGGAGGCAACAUCCUCGCAGCAGUUUGAGGACUUGCUAUCAAAGGCUGGCAAGUUCUUGACGGUGGUCCACUUCCAGGCAGCAUGGGCCCCUCAGUGCAGUCAGAUGAACGAUGUGAUGGGAGAGCUGGCAAAGGAGAACAAACACACCAUGUUUGUCAAGCUGGAGGCAGAAGCAGUGCCAGAGGUAUCAGAGAAAUAUGAGAUUACCUCAGUCCCUACCUUCCUCUUCUUUAAGGGUGGCCAGAAGAUUGACAGGCUGGACGGAGCUCAUGCCCCAGAGCUGACCAAUAAGGUCCAGAGGCUGUCGGUCAGCUCGGGGGGGCUGGGCGGGCCAGGGGCGGAGCCCCCUAAAGAGGACCUUAAUGAGCGUCUGAAGAGACUGAUCAACGCAGCACCCUGCAUGCUCUUCAUGAAGGGCUCCCCCCAGGAACCCCGCUGCGGUUUCAGCCGUCAGAUAGUGGCGCUUUUCAAGGACCAUGCUAUCCAGUUCAGCAGUUUUGACAUCCUGUCAGACGAGGAAGUGAGAGGGGGGCUGAAGACCUUCUCCAACUGGCCCACCUACCCUCAGGUUUACGUUAACGGAGAACUCGUAGGGGGACUGGACAUUGUCAAGGAACUAGCUGAAUCUGGAGAGCUGGAGAAUACCUGUCCCAAGGCCGUCACACUGGAGCACAGGUUGAAGUCGACCAUCAACAGGAGUCCAGUCAUGCUGUUCAUGAAGGGCAAUAAAGAGCAAGCCAAAUGUGGAUUCAGUCUUCAGAUACUGGAGAUAAUGAACAGCUCAGGGGUGGAAUAUAGCACCUUUGAUAUGAUGGUUAAUAUCUUCCCUGUGUUUCCUGUUUGCAGGGUGGAAUAUAGCACCUUUGAUAUCCUGGAAGAUGAGGAGGUUAGACAGGGUCUAAAGACGUACUCAAACUGGCCAACGUACCCUCAGCUAUACGUCAAUGGGGAACUCAUUGGCGGGCUGGACAUUGUGAAGGAGCUUAAAGACAGUGGAGACCUUUCUUCUGUCCUGAGGGGUGAAUGCUAGGUUCCUGUAGUACUGUGAUGGGAAUGAGCUAUGGACUACUGCACUCUUCCUUCCCCUCUCUACCCUCUUCUUCCCCUCUCUACCAUCCUCUUCCCCUCUCUACCCUCCUCUUCCCCUCUCUACCCUCCUCUUCCCCUCUC